This is a messenger RNA of Drosophila eugracilis, 453 nucleotides long. Its product is annotated as protein FMC1 homolog. Gene Ontology annotation, cellular component: mitochondrion. Lineage: Eukaryota; Metazoa; Arthropoda; Insecta; Diptera; Drosophilidae. The transcript is spliced from 2 exons. The record is from RefSeq and is a predicted model, not a curated record. Bases 15 to 398 code for a protein of 127 amino acids.
AAUUAUAUGUAGAUAUGACAACUGCGACUGUGUGGCAACUCUACAAAAUACAGCUGUUCGGCAAAACGCUUCGAGUUUUCUUGAAAAUCACAAUGUCUGGAACAAAGGUGCUUCGUUCCCUGCUACACGAACUGCGACAGGCAUCUCCAAAUGGCUGCAUCAAGGACUCUCUAGCUGCACGUUACGUUUUGGCGCAAUACAAGAAGUUCGCCACCACAGAACAGCAAGUCUGCAAAGCCCGCAAUGAAGCUACUUUCCUGGGACAGACUUACUUGACUUAUUUGUCCAGCCAGCGGAACUACUUGGAACUCUACAAGGAAUUCCAUGGGAGGGGCGAAAGAUCCGUAAGGGAUACCGCCGAUUUGGUGGGCUUCAAACUGCCCUCGGAUCCUAAGUGAUCUAGUUAUGUAGUUACUAGUGCGUAGUGCGAUUAAAGCGUUUAAUGUUGCAAAA